Zea mays is the source of this 4156-nucleotide messenger RNA. NCBI's taxonomy places the organism in Eukaryota, Viridiplantae, Streptophyta, Magnoliopsida, Poales, Poaceae. The record is from RefSeq and is a predicted model, not a curated record.
CGAACCCACCACAUCACAGAGGGCAAGCCGGCGAAGUUUGAAGAGCGACGGCCGACGACUGAAGCAAUAAUGGCCGCUCCUCUAUGCUCUUCCGUUUCCGUGUCUCUCAUGCUGCUACUGCUAGUGCUCUCGGCCUCGGCCUCGGCGGCGUCCGCCGCGGACGGGAAGCUGAUCCACCUCCACUUCUACUUCCACGAGGUCGACGCCGGCACGCCCAACGCCACCGUGGUCAACGUCGCCAGCCUGCACAAGAACGCCUCGACGUUCGGUGACCUGAACGUGUUCGACAACGCGCUGCGGGAGGGGGCGGACCCGGCGUCGCGGCUCAUCGGCAGGGCGCAGGGGAUCGGGGUGCACGCGUCGCUGGACGAAUCCGGCGGCCUCACCGCCAUCGACUUUGCCUUCUCCGACUACGGCGAGUACAGCGGCAGCACGCUGGCGACGACGGGACACUUCACCGUGUCAGCCCCAUCGGAGCGCAGCAUCGUCGGCGGCACCGGCAAGCUCCGGUUCGCGCGCGGGUACCUCACCAGCAGGCUCCUCAGCUCCACGGACACCUCCAUCGUCGUCGUCUUCGACAUCAGAAAGGAUUCCUGCUUCCACAUGCGUCCACGUCGGCAAAAAUAUCCUUGGCCGUUCGAUCGUUGGCCAAUGCUGGAUGUGUCGGCACCGCGAGCAUUCUAGAGUUCCUCGGCCCCGUCGUCGUCGCUUCUUCCCCUCCCCCACCAGCACUCCCCAUCGUCCUCCAUCUGCCGCCUGCUCCUCCGCGCGGCCACGCGGAAGCCGCGCAGGAUGGCGCGCACCGCGGCGCAGUCCGCGAACGUGCGCCGCACCCCGCGCAGCGACGUCGUGUACAGCACCACCGCCUGCGGCCGGGGCGCACGCGGCUCGUCCGCGAGCUGAUGCUGCUGGUGCUGCCGUCGCCACCUGGACGCGGCCGCCGGCCGGUGCCCCGGGUGGUGGUGGUACGUCAGCGACCGCGCCAGCUGGAACGGCCUCUUGCCGCCGCCGCCGCAAUCAUCCAUCUCACGCGCCGACGCAGCAGCAGCGGCCGGCCGUGCCGCCGCGGGAGAAGGCGAAUCCAGGCUGUGGCGGUUAACCGGAGGCGAGGAGAAGGGGGAGAAGGAAGACGAAGAGGAAGCGAGCUGGGCAAGCAAUCGACGCGAGAAGAUCAGAAGGUGGGGGCACCAGAACCGCACUUUAUAUGAUUUCUUGUGGUGGUGGAGAUUUUGACGACUUUCUUGAUGCGUUUUUUUUUGGCCUUCGCUCUUUUGGUACGGUAAUUAGCAAAUUUAUUAGGAGAUGGUUAAAUGCUAUUAUAUACUAGAAGUAGAAAUGAUUUGUCUUAUGAAUGGUUUGCUGAUUGGGAGCUUGGAGGCUGUUUAGAGUUGUACUGGCAGUGACUAACAACCUUCUUCUGCUUGUGUUGCUUAAUUUUGAAGAAAUGGUUCCUUGUGGGGUUUUUUUUCCGAAAAGAUAUGGGCUUAGAGGCGGCACCGCAGCGACGUGAAGUGGGCGGCCGUGACUUACAAACGGCCACAAGAAGGUUCCUGAACGUGUUGCCGCUCAGACGCUCAGCUGAGCGUGACGCCGUCAUUUUCCCCCUUUUUUUCCUUCUUCCUAUUCUUGUUUUUUAUGUGAACCAUAAUUUGUUGCGGUAGAAAUAGGCACAGAUAUAACAUGACUGGAUUAAUAUGCUUUAAUAAUAAGGAAAUUUGAUUUGGAGAUGGGGCCGGAAAUGAUAGAGCAGGAUGGAUGGUAGGAAAAGGAAGGGGAAAUUCAGAAAUUCUCUCAGGCGUAUGGCUAUGGAGUGCCUGUGCUCUGGUGAGCAGUUGAAGGCGUCAGAUGAGACCAUGCGGUCAUCUGAUUCUACGAUCACAAAGGAUUUCUCGGCCAGUGGGUACUCUUCUUGGAAUGGAGAGAUUGAGCAGUACCUUGAUAAUGGCAACAUAGAGGAAGCCGAGUUGUCGCUCCGGGAGGGCAUUUGCCUAAAUUAUGAGGUAAGUUGUUUUCUUUUGUGAAACAGAUUUUGUUAUGGCACCAAGAACAGCUGAAAUAUAUGCUGAAUGUGACUAGGAAAUGCCACCAAUUCAGCUAGUAUGAUUCCUAGUUAAGUCAAUCUUGGGUUUCUUUUGUCAAUUUUACUUCCUUGUGAAGAUUUUUGUACGUAACUAAAAUCAACCUGCAUGCUGAAUGUAUUUUUUUUUCUGCAGUUAGUUGAAUAAAUAUAUGGUUAUUAUCUUUUUCUUCACUAAAAUUAGUUCACUACCUCCUACCUAGGAGUUUAUCCAAGCUAGCCUUUUCUGUACCAGUAUAAGUAUUUCAAGGGAAAUUCUUUCUUAUUUCAAGAGAAGACUUACCAUUUUUAUUACUGCCAUUCUCUUUCUUCGAUUUCGUUAGAUGCCAGAAUGUCAUCUGUUUAAGUUCUAUAUUUCAGCAUUACAUUUGGACCUAGCUGUUUCUAGCUCGACUGACAGCACAUGCUAAACAGGAAGCAAGGGCAUUGCUAGGAAGGCUAGAAUAUCAACGGGGUCAUGUAGAGGCAGCACUCCGUGUCUUUGAUGGGAUAGACAUCUGCAUUAGUUCCUAAGAUGAAAAUCUCAAUUGCUAGAAAAACAGGCCGUGGGAAGACUCAUUCACAGUGGGAUUCCCCACCAAUGCCCUUGCAUGCUGUCAGCCUUCUCAUGGAGGCCAUAUAUCUUAAAGCAAGAGCACUUCAUGAUCUUGGGAAAGAUAAAGGUAAGCAGCACCUUGCUAUCAUGUUGCACACAUUAACAGACUUGCAUUGUGGGUUAGUAAUUAAUUCUAAAAAAACAAUGGACUAAGUACAAAUUUAACUAAAAUUUGUUUUGUUGUUUUGCAUUUGCUUUAGGCCUAAUGAAAGGCAAAACAAUUGUCGAUGUUGUGGGAAAGUUCACCUGGUAUUUUAUUUUUUGCUCGAGCUAACAUUCAAGCUUCUUCUGUGUGUUUAUCCUUGAUCCUUUCUAAUCCUUUUAGUGAUGCAUAUGGGAACGACUAAGUCAACAAAUAUGUGUGCAGGACCCAAUAAGGCAAGAAAACGGCAAAGAGCACAAUAGUUCUCAUAUGCCUAAUUAUUCCCUUGAUUCAUGAUUAUAACUUUGCCUCCUGAUUUAAUGACCCUUUCCUAUCAUUUGAGAUAUACAGGUCACCCUAAGGUAAGAGAGGUAUUUCCUUUAUUGGAGAUUACAAUUUUGCCUCCUGUUCCAUUGGAAAGUAAAGCGACUACGACCUUGAAUUCUUUUUUUGCUGUCAUCAUAUAUUUUUAGCAGGCAUAAAAGAAGAAAGGCCAUUUCUUGUGGAGAUUUAUGCAGAUGACAUAAAUCCAACUACAACUAUAAAAGGGAAGCACUACAUCGGCUCUGGUGUGCUUAACUAUAUCUUUGAUUCGCGAAUAUAGUUUUGUUAUUAAAUUAGUGAAAAUUCAAGCUAUAUCCUUUUGUGCUCUCUGACAUUAUGACAUUUGUUUAGCAAGUACUUUAGUGAAAAGAUUUCACCAUAUGCAUGUCCAUGUUUAUGACAAAUCAUAGUUAUCCGUUACAUUACAUCGAUGUAAUCUUCACACAAAGUCUCAACAAUAUUUGGUUGCUCACUUACACCCCACCCUAGAUUAACAUGUUCUGAAUUUUCUUUGUUCACUGCUGCAAUUGACACAUGCUAAAUGGCAAUUUCUUUAUAAUGAUCCAAUUGAGUUUGUAAUUGCACAUGUUUUUGCCAAGUUUCAUCAAGUACUGCUCCAACAGAACAAGCAAUCAUGGAAUAUUGAGCUAAGGCACUGGAGUCUCAAGAAAAGGUCUAGGAAUCCUAAGAAUGGAUGGAUAACGAUGCUUAAAUAUGGAUGACAUCAUUUAUGUCUUGAUAACCAUCUACAUGCCGGUGAUAAUGUUUUUUGACAUUCAUUCAUGGGGCUCACCUUUCUAAUGUGUAAGAAAGAAAACUACGUUGAUCUUAAUCUGAGUUGUGUGUUGAUGGUUGAUGUAGUAAAGAAGGGGCACUUAGACAUUGUUGUUCAUGGAUUUAUGUACUGCCAACAAACCUUCUCUUCUGAUUCUUAUAGGCGGUGCCUGGCUGUAAUGGCUUGCAUGUAUUUUAUGCAUUGACUACAUGAUAAGAACCGUGCACGUUGUUGAUGGCCCAA